AUGAGAGCUGCGGUGAAGAGCUCCCAUAGUAGAGCUGGGAGUGAACCCGCGUUUCCGAACUAUGCAAAGCGGGCAAGAUCACGAGAGCGUACGGUAUCAAGCUACGAGUACAAGGACGAGGACCCAGAAACAACAGACACUGAUUUAGACGAUGAGGUGCCUGUUUCCGCUUCAUCUCGCGCACCUGGCAACGAGGAGGACCAAGACGAGGAGGAGCUUGAAGUUCGAGGAUCAAUCCACGGAUUCAAAGCACGUGGGAAUACCGCGCGUGGGGCCAUCCUACGGAUGUGCGACCCGCAUGCAGACCCAUGGAAAGGCAGAGAUCUGUCUGACAAGGAACUCCAAGACGUGAAGGCGCGAAUCGCGAAGGUCGGAUGCAUAAGGCCGAACAUUGGCCUCACCAACCAAAUCCGAAUGAUACUGAGUAAAACCAGCGCAAUGCUCGCGGACUGCAAGAAGUGUGACAGGAUAGAGCGGCUUGGCUUUGCGCCUCGCUGCUGUUCAAGCUCGCACUGCGACCAAUUCAACGUUAACCGUAUCGCCCUAGAGACACCGGAUCGAAAUAUAGCCCGCAACACAUGUCAACUCAAGGUCAUGGGCCAGUACGGGUACAAUAGAUCGAACGUCGAUAAGAUAUCUGUGAAGGAGUGGGAGAAGAGGAGGAAGAGGGCGAAUCAGGAAUGCGAACACCACCGCCGAUGCUCUCCUACUGGAUCCGGUCAUAUGAUAGGAAGUAUCUGGGUAGCCUCGAAGACGGCACUAUGGGAAAAUAACAAGCCGCUGCUGUACACGUGCUUCGAUUGCCUACACCAGCUAUCCUUCCCCUGGUGUCCUACGAGCGCAAAGGAUAAAGAGACGUCGGCUGACGGCAUUGGACCGUAUACCCUUUGGCAUGCCCCCCGCGCCUGGAACCCACGUGGAUGGUUCAUUCGGCUACUAGAGCACUACGCGCAGCACCACCUAGAUAUACACAUACCGACAUAUACAAGUAUAUCUUACUUUGACUGUGGAAAAGGACUCUUGGCGGUCUUCAAUAGGUAA
Trematosphaeria pertusa is the source of this 1041-nucleotide messenger RNA. RefSeq lists its product as uncharacterized. The record is from RefSeq and is a predicted model, not a curated record. The coding region runs from base 1 to 1041 and encodes 346 amino acids. NCBI's taxonomy places the organism in Eukaryota, Fungi, Ascomycota, Dothideomycetes, Pleosporales, Trematosphaeriaceae. The transcript has 3 exons.